Molecule: messenger RNA, 4822 nt
Organism: Coregonus clupeaformis (lake whitefish)
Lineage: Eukaryota; Metazoa; Chordata; Actinopteri; Salmoniformes; Salmonidae
Product: frizzled-5-like
Exons: 1
Coding region: 999-2750 (583 amino acids)
Biological process (GO): canonical Wnt signaling pathway; non-canonical Wnt signaling pathway
Cellular component (GO): plasma membrane
Molecular function (GO): Wnt receptor activity; Wnt-protein binding
Source: RefSeq, a predicted model, not a curated record
CUGUAGCAGGGGUCUCUUCCACUUGGGCAGCAGAGCGAGUUAUUUCGGCUCAAGCACUUUGAGAUGUGUAGCGCGACACCUGUUAAUAUCAUUGGAGACAAGUUUGGAAAACAAGUGCUGAAGUUUUGAAUAAAACGGCUCAGUGGUUGUCCAAGUGAUACAUUUGGUUGGACAAAGAAAAGCGUAACGAGUUUCCCAAACUUUGGAAAGAGAGUAGAGCAAGUGGACGUUUAUCCGAAACCUGUUUUCUACCCUGAGGUUCAGACCCCGAGAGCGGCUGCAUGAAGAGUGGAUUCAGUUUUUAUUGGAUUGUAAUCUGGAUUUUAAAUUAAACGAUUGGGGCGUUUUACGCACCAUAAAGGAGCGAAACAUUUAGAUUAUUUUCAAAACAGUUUUGCUUCCAAGUGCUUUUAUUGUUCACAGAGACGCGGUGAGAGGGGUUCCUCUUAUCAAGGCACGGGUGACUUCACCUGUCAUGCGGAAUACAAACUGGAGGAAUAGGAAAUUGUUUCUGGCUUAAGCCUAUGGUUACAGUUGUUACAUUUAUUGCAGCGUGCUCGAAAUGCAAGGAAAAGGGAAAUUAAUUUUCAACUCAAGUAAUUGUAAAGCUUGGUGAAUGAUUUACAAUUGAAUGCAACCUCUUUAGAGCCUCGGUCGACUUGGUGUUCAUAGGCCAUCUUCCGAAAUCCUCACAAGAUUUAUUGGAUAAAACACUGGCACUAUAUUUCAGGGGUUUUCGGAUCUUGGCUGCUGCAUUUAUAAUCACCAUGGUUCAUGCUGUUGGAAGAGAACCCGCGACCUGCAGUCUGGAAUGAAACUUGUCUGUGAUUUAUAGAACAGAGGACUGUUGGAGCAAUUACGCUCUCCUGGGAUUUCAUAUUUCGGAGAUGCAGUCAUAAAUGAAAGGAAAGCCUGAGCUUAGAAAAUACUAAAGUCCACAGCGCAAUUCCUGUCAUUUUUCUACCUAUAUAUUUUUAAAGGAAAUAUCCCACUUCCCCAUGGCGACCACAGUCAAACCCCCGCUGUGUGGUGUCGUCCGCUGGCUGCUCGCGCUGCUCCUCUCCCAGCUGCCCCCGCUCGCGCACGCCGCCUCCAAGGACAUAGUGUGCGAGCCCAUCACGGUUCCCAUGUGUAAGGGCAUCGGGUACAACCUCACCUACAUGCCCAACCAGUUCAACCACGACAGCCAGGAGGAGGUGGGGCUGGAGGUCCAUCAGUUCUGGCCCUUGGUCCGCAUCCGCUGCUCCCCAGACCUGCUCUUUUUCCUGUGUUCCAUGUACACCCCUAUCUGUCUGCAGGACUACAAGAAGCCCCUGCCCCCCUGCCGCUCUGUGUGUGAGCGGGCCAAGCGAGGCUGCUCCCCCCUCAUGAUCCAGUACGGUUUUGAGUGGCCAGAGAGGAUGAGUUGUGAGCAGCUGCCUCAGCUGGGAGACGAGACUCUGUGUAUGGACCAGAACAGUAGUGAGACCACCACCCUCUCCCCUCCCUUCCCCAAACCCACCCCCAAGGGCACCCGCCGCAGGCAGCCCGCCCCCAAGCCUCCCGCCCCACAGGAGUGUGACCGGGACUGCCGCUGUCGGGACCCUCUGGUGCCCAUCAAAAAAGACACCCACCCCUUAUACAACCGGGUCCACACUGGCCCUGUGGAUAACUGUGCCCAGCCCUGCCACCACCCUUACUUCUCCCAGGACGAACGCACCUUCACCACCUUUUGGAUCGGCCUGUGGUCCGUCCUGUGCUUCAUCUCCACCCUGACCACGGUGGCAACCUUCCUCAUCGACAUGGAGCGCUUCCAGUACCCCGAGAGACCCAUCAUCUUCCUGGCUGCCUGCUAUCUCUUUGUCUCCCUGGGCUACAUUAUACGACUAGUGGCGGGUCACGAGAGGGUGGCGUGCGCUGGGAGCGGAGACCAGAAGCACAUCCUGUAUGACACCACGGGCCCCGCCCUGUGUACCCUGGUCUUCCUGCUCAUCUACUUCUUCAGCAUGUCCAGCUCCAUCUGGUGGGUGGUGCUCUCCCUCACCUGGUUCCUGGCCGCGGGAAUGAAGUGGGGCAACGAGGCCAUCGCUGGCUACUCCCAGUACUUCCACUUGGCUGCCUGGCUGAUUCCCAGUGUCAAGUCCAUUGCGGUCCUCGCUCUGAGCUCUGUGGACGGAGACCCGGUGGCAGGGAUCUGCUACGUGGGGAACCAGAGUCUGGAGAGCCUGAGAGGGUUUGUGUUAGCUCCCCUUGUGGUCUACCUCUUCACCGGCUCCCUGUUCCUCCUAGCGGGCUUUGUGUCUCUGUUCCGCAUCCGCAGCAUCAUCAAACAGGGAGGGACCAAAACAGAUAAACUGGAGAAGCUGAUGAUCCGGAUUGGGUUGUUUACGGUGCUUUACACAGUUCCUGCUACUAUAGUAGUAGCCUGCCUGGUGUACGAACAGCACUACAGGCCUGGCUGGGACCAGGCUCUAUCCUGCUCCUGUCAGGCUGAGAGACAGAGGCUGGGCCUGGGGCCAGACUACGCCGUCUUCAUGUUGAAAUACUUCAUGUGUCUGGUGGUGGGCAUCACGUCGGGGGUGUGGAUCUGGUCUGGGAAGACCCUGGAGUCGUGGAGGAGGUUUACUGCUCGCUGCUGCCCCUGUUGGGUCUCCAUGCUCACCGUGCCCCCCUCCAUGUACAUCGAGGCCAGUACUGCCCUCACGGGACACCCCGGGGCUGCUCUUCCACCAGGGUCCUACCACAAACAUGCCCCGCCCUCACACGUGUGAAUGGGACCUCAGAGGGUAGAGGAGCCCCUAAUGCCAUGUGUCCAGUGAUAGCCUCCCUGUCAUAUGAGAACGGGCUUCACCUGGACAUUGGACAAGAUGGUGAAUGUGAUAAAGCACCACGCAGUUCUCUGGAAGCAAAAGGGUCAGAGGACGAGGAGGAGAUAACCAAGUCAUUCCACAGGUUGUAAAUACAACAGUUAUCGACAAACCUGCCUCACUGACUCUCUUCUUGGAACACAGAACAGGAAAAAAUGUGUUUUAAACCGAAAAGAAAAGAGGGAUAUUGUAGAAAUCCCAAUGUGAAUUUCUUUGAAAGAAAUGGGACGUUUGUAUCAUAUGAGCUCUUUGGUACAACUGGUGCGCAUUGCUGCUUUACAACUACUUCAACAGACCCACAGGGGUAUUCAACUCUUACCCUACGAGGCACGAAGCCUGCUGGUUUUCUGUUCUACCUGAUCAUUAAUUGCACCCACCUGGUGUCCCAGGUCUAUAUCAGUUCCUGAUUAGAGGGCAACAAUGAAAAAAACGCAGUGACACUUGCUUCGAGGUCCAGAGUUUAGUUUGAGGGCACUAGAACAUUCUCUGAGAGGGGAAAAAGGGAGAUGUGUUCUUAUCGGACUGUUGAUGGACAUAUAACCUGCACAUCUGUACUCCUGUACAUCUAUCUGGACCAUUAGAGAUGAGACUCACUAUUUAUUCCUGUAUAUAUGAUGCUCUAUAAAAUACUAUGGAUUGAGCUGGCCCAGAAUGCCCCCAUUAUCCAGGGUAUUAUUCAGUGUGGACACUGGGUCCGUAAUGGGUGAGAACUAAACAACUCUAGGAACACAAUGAAAAUAUUUAAUGUGCUUCUUUGCGAUCCCCAGUGAUGUGAUUUAAAUCACAAUAUUCUGUAUGAAUCUAGUAAAUGUGUGGUAUGGAUGUGUUUGCAUGCUGCUCGAGUUGAAUUAAUCCAGUAUGUACCAAUACACACAAUCUUUUUACCCUAUUCUGCCCGGUAAAAUCCAGCUUGGUUGACUGACUGGUCUGUGAACACCCUAGCCGGUCAGCAUGAUAGUAGGAUGAGGAUCUCUAGCCCAACUGUUGAUCAGUUUCUGGACUGGACCUAUGGUUAAAUCAGCUUCCAAAGAGGUAAUCUGAAAAUGGAUGUGUAGCCUACAAGUGUAUCAGUAAACAAAUUAUAGUCUAUCCUUUUCUCAACCAGUAUUUUCUUUUAGAAAUCAAUGUCAAAAGUAGCCUCUAUAAAACACAUGCUCGAUGAUAACCGCUGUACUGAGUUUAGUGCUUUGGAAUAGCCAUGAUAUUGAACAUGUUUUAAAGCGGUUUGGAGGGACUACUAUCUGUUUGUCAGAUCAGUGAUCUGUAUCAAGGGCCAGAAGAAAAGGGAUGGAGGAAGUGCACCUGGUUGUCUGUGUGUUACACCCCCUAGUGGUACACAAUGGACCUGUUCACACCAACCCAAUGGUAAACAUACAGGUAUCGAUCGCCUGUAAACUAGACUGAACCCUUGGAUACAUCUCCUACGGCUCUGCAUACAUUUUCAAUGACAGCGUCAGCACUCACGUUGAGUCAAAUGUUUAAAAAAAUGGUCAAAACAUUUCUGUUCAAUUACCGGCCUACACAUAAAAAACUGUCUUCUCACAAGGGAUAUACUGGCUGUAGGAACUGUGGUGGACAGCUAGACUAGAACAUGGUUAACUCUGGGUGAACCAAAACCAGUUGCUGUUUUCUGCCUUUCUACUUUGUUGUGCUUCAGUGUUUUUCUAACCAGACUAGUGUGUAAAUGGUCCAGUGUCUGUUUCAUUUAUUAGCCUGUUUCCUGACAUUCCCUGUGUGUGUGUGUGUGUGAGAGAGAGUGUUGUACCCCAUCAUUUGUAAGUCUGCUUUGGCGUCCUUCAGUAGUCUGGACUGCAGCUUUAUGUGUACUACAUUCAAGGACAUGAAAUGUGGCAAAUUCAUUGCUGAGACUUUACAAUAAAGAUUUUUUUCUAGAUAUUUAUGAAGAUGCAGUUCUCCCCUAAUCUUGGGUUUCAUUUAUCUCUGACUGCUAGAGAAUAAAACUGUGGACCAAUCUG